CCUCCCCCGCCAGGAGACCCGCCGCUUGGGGAGGGCGGACCGCGUCGGGGUGCCGGUGGCGGCCUAAUGGCUGCUGCCGCUUUCGGUUAGGUGGGGCUGGCUUUGCUGAUGUCUGCACGGCAGAGGAGGCUCCUUUGUAGCGGAUCCUGGUUUGCUCUGUGUAACGGUGGUGGCUGCUGGGUAAAAUAUAUUGUCGGCUUGUAUUUAUGCUUUGUGGUUGUAAUCUAUAGAUGACUAUGUAAAUGAAUGUGGAUCGCAUAUAAGUGGCUGUUCAACUCAUAGGUUCUUCGCUAGAGAAGGCCUCAGGCAAUUUCUCACGGUUUGUGAGAAGUUGAUUCAUUUUAUCAAAUGUUAAUAUACUAAAGGUACCUGACUUGCUGGGAAAGUGAACCCUGUGUGGUAUCAAAGGGCACAUUGCCUGGAGAGAGAACUACCGAUCUGACAGGUUUCAUCUCUGAGAGACAACUUGUUUCUAGGUGAAUUCUAUGGAAACCAGCGUUGAUCUGAUGCCAUUCAACCUUAUUGUCAGUGGAUGUAAGAACAAAGGUAGCUAUUUUUUUUAAACAAAACCGAAACACCCUGAAACUACCCUUCCCAGGACCUGUGGAGGCCAGUGGGUGAUGCAGAAAUUUGUGGUAAAUAUCAAGUCAGUCCUAGAAAGCACUUUUGAGAUUCUUGAAGCUUGAGUUCAUGUAAGUACGUUUUAACAGUGCUAGAUCAAGAUGUGAAAGAUGCCAGCUGUAUCCAUGCAGUGAGAUUGUAUCCUGAGAAGCAGUUAUCCUGGAGAAGAGCCUCUGUUAAGGAGCAGAAAGGUACACGGUUUUGUUUGCAACUGUUGAGGCUAGAACAGGAAUACAGUGCAGAGUUUUGAUAUUUUACUGGGGGGAGAGGGGGCAUGACAUACCAAAAACCCUGCAGUGAAGACAUCUAAUAAUCACACUCAGGGUCAAUAUGUUUAUUUCAUCCAAAACAAAUAAAAAUAACUAAAAUGAUAAUUCCAGAGUAUAUAGCUUCAGUAAGAGGAGAACAUAAGUAUUUUUUAAAUGGCUUUUACAGCAGUUCAGGAAGACUUCUGAGGAACUGAUAAUCGGAAGCUAAAGCUAUGAAUAAGAAAUAACGCACCCUUUUAGAACUGAGUAUAACAGGAUGAGAGUGGGCUCCAUAGUUCUCAAAGUUUAGAGGCAGCUGUGGAAGAUUUGUUUUAAUUAUUCUGAGCUGCUGCACUAAUGUAUCUUUUGCAAGAGUCACAGGGUGGGAUGGUAUGGACAGGAGUAAUCUUUGGCAGUGGAGACCUGCUGUUCUCCACCGGUUUUGUAGCGCAGCUGGCACACAAACAAGUCACAUCAGAAGUGAUAAACGUCUGCUGGGUUUGGAGCCAUCUGCUUGUGAUGUGGUGACCAUCUGAAGUGAUUAGAUCUGGUCUUAGUGGGGAAGCAGCUGUGAAACUCAGUGGCCUACCAUGGGUGGAAAACUGGAACAGAUUACAAUUCCUUAUGGCUUUAUAUAAGAGGUCUUAGAAACUGCUAAGACCUCUGUUUGGAAGAAUUAUGUUUUCUGGUAGUUGAUAAUUUGUAGCAAAUGCAAGGCUUUGGUCGUUGAUCUUAAUUAAAUCUGUCCUGAAAAGCUGAAAACUAAAAAUCCAACUUCAGUCCUCUUCGUCAGUCAAAACAGACAUGGGAUGGGGCAGUAAGAUCACCAAUCUUACGUAGCUACUUCUGAUGCAACUGUUGGGUUUUUUUCUUCUGUCUGUUUACCAACUGUCUUUAUUCUUCCAAGGAAUAAACAUGCAGGUCAGACUAAGUGAUUGCACAGUAUGUCAGCACAUCAGUGCAGCUGCCGGGAGGGCAUUAAAGAUAGGGAAAGGCCAGCUGUAAAAUGUUGAUGCUUAAUGCCUGAAGGUAGAAGCUGCAGAAAUUUGCAUAUUUUCAAAAACAUUUAGAAGCUGUCAAAGAUUUGGUCUCUUUUCCAUUUUAUCUGUAUAGCUAUGUUGGGUAGUUUUACUUAUGUGGGCAGAAAUCUUGUUGUAGAUGAGGUUAUGCUGGUAGGUAUUAGUCAUGUUACAGUGACAAAAGAACCUCUGCUGAUCGAGCCAUGCCACCCAGUGGAAAUGCAGCAGAGCCUGUUGCAUCUAGAAAGCAUUUUUCUGUUUGAGAGAUGAUCUUGGAGACAGGAACUAAAUCUGGCACAUCAAGUGUUCGAAAAAUGUCAUGCAACUCAAAAAAAAAUUUAAAAAUGAAGGCAGUUGAUGCUUAGUUUUGGAUAGCUUUAGUAAAAGAAAGAUAAAGUGUUUUGGACAGCUCUUUCUAAUGAGGGUCCCUAAGGGCUGAUGAUGGAGAGAGAAAACACAGGAAUGGCAAGAGCAUGGGGAAAAAAUGCUACCACAUCCAUCAGUUUCAGUUGGGCUGGAUGUGACCAGAGAGGGUUUAGAGCUUAAAAAACACUGGGGAGGUGUUUUAUUGUGGAAGCUAUUUAGUAGGACGGAUUUAGUAUGCCACAUGUAGCACUAUGCUUCCAGAAACGGGAGGGUUUUCACAGACCUCUCUGAAAAUCACCAGUUGGGCUUGAGUGCUAUUGGUAGAGCUGGCCUGCCAGUGCCGUGUCGGAGUGGGGCUUCCCAACAUUUCUGCAGCAUGGAGCCCGCCAGGUUUGCUUGUCUCUCUUACCUGCUGUUAAUUUUCACUGCAUGGGUGUCCAGGAGGGCUUGGAUUGCAGCCCAAGAUUUUGGGGUGCAUGGUUUCUGGGUAGGUGAAGUGGCAAUCCUUCAUGAGCCUUCUCUUCAGCAUAAAAUGAGAGAGAUUCUGCUCCUAGAUGCAUUUUUUUUCAGACACCAGUCACCUCUUGCUUUCCUUCACUUUAGUUUGGCCCUUCUGGCCAUGUGUGUUCUCAGAGGUGGCUGAGAAGUGGUGCCCUGACCAGCCGAUCAGGAGCUGGCAGGCUCAGUGCUUCUGGAAAGCAGGGGAUGUGUCCAGGGGCGGUGGCCUUCAGAAAACAAAGGAAAUCUUAUCUUGCAGCACAGUGGAUUCGAGCAAGACUUCAGUUUGAAUGCUGCCAGUUCUUGUAGUCUUUCUACUCCCUGCCAAAUUACUUAAACUCUCAAAACUCUCAAAUCCUCCUUCUUCCACUCACAAUUUCUCUCUUCCCCCCCUCUCCCCCGGAAAGAAUAAUUUGAAGUAGAGUUUAAAUGUGGCAGAACGGAUGUCUAUGACAUGAAUCAGCUUUUCUCUGCUCACAUCAGUGCUUGUGCAGUGCUCUUCUAGAAAAGCUUCAAGACAAAAUGAGAGUCCAUUUGUUAACUCUACUGACUAAAAAUCUAGUUGAAGACACCAUUCCGUACAUUUUUCUAAAACCUUGAGCCCACGCGUGACCAGUGGGGACUUGAAAAUGGAGCUACUCAGAGGUCUGACAGUGUCACUGAGGUCAGUUUGUGAGUGUGUGAAUGCCUUGGGCAAUACUCUUACAAAUGUAAUUGGCAUUUCUCUAAGGUAUUGAUUGAAAUUCUUUGUGCUAGUGUUGAACGACUUGAAUGGAAUAUAGAUUCUAGGUUUAAGUAUAGAUUAGUUCAUAUGUUGUCUGAACGUGUCUAACGGUAAUUUUGGUUUCUUUUUCAUUAAAUGAAGGUGGCAGUACCCAGAUUAAAUGUAUGUUUAAGAAACGUCCCUGAAGUAGGCCAUCCUGUCUGCAAGAGGAUCCUUGACAUGCUUGGCAUUGACUCAGUUAUGCUAAAUGUUGCCAACAAAUGUUGCUCUUGUCUGCUUGCCAAAGUAAAAAAGCCACUAACUCUCAUUAUAAGCUGUGCUUAACAACACUUUUUUUUUUCAUAAGUCAUGCAGCAGAAUUGUUUCCUUAAUUUUCAUGGCACAGAAGUAUUUGGAAAUUACCUGCUGACCAAUACUGGGGAUAUUUGUUGAUAUUUUGUAAGCAGGCCUGUUUCAACUUCUUAUCCAAUGCUUUGACUUGAAUUUACUACUCUCUGUCACUUUAGUGACAAAUCAUGGGAUUUUCUUCUGAGUUCUCCUUUAGGUCUGUUUCCUCUCUUCCUCCUUUCCCCUGCAGCAUAUGUUCUGACAUCUUCUGUGAGCUUUUUUUCAACCACUUGUAGUUCUGUUUUUCAAUUAGUCUUAUUCCAUCUCUCCAUUUGCCUAAAGAAAGGAUGAUUCUCUUGGCCUGUUUUGGUGUGGCUUUUUGUUAACCUGUUGUUUUGGUGGGUUGGGGGGGGGGAAGUGCUUAUGUGAAAAGUUAUUUUUGUACUUGUCUCUAUAUUAAGGAUUGAUCUCUUAUGUUUUGUGGGUUAUAUUAAAUAGCUUCUCUGUACUGGUAAAUUGAACUCAGUGCCACUAAAAAGCACAUAUCAACUUCUAGUUAUUAUUGAGCACAGUUCACUGUAAAAACUAAUGAACUCUUUUAAUGUAAGAGGUAUAUACUGAAGAGAAAUGGAGCUUUUUCUGAUAGAUGUCUCUCGAAUAGCUGAGCUGUUAACAGGAGCAGAAACCAUUUUCCUGAUGUAGUUCAGUUGGUUUCUCAUCUUUAAACAAAUAGUCAUUGAUCUGAACACAGUGUACCUCAUCGAUACAAAGAUUCAGAUAUUUGUACUUACCUGAAGAACUACUGCUGUUACAAGCUAAUGUUGGAGCUUUAACAAACCUUUAGAUUCAUGCAAUUAGGCACUGAUUUCCACCAGGGUACUAACUUUGUAGAUACAUAUUUCUUAAAAGGUUUAUUUAAAUUGUUAGGUAUUUCUUAAAGAGUUUCUUUAAAUUAUUAGGUGUAACUUGACAAGUUCACUGUGUUUCCACAGGGGUCUGGGUUGCUUGGUGUGGUCAUAAAUAACUUGGGAAAUGAGAUGAGCAGUGUCUACAUGUUGAUAUGAAGCCAUUCAGGAAAGUAAGGAUUAAGUAAUAAAAUGGCAGAUAUAAUUCAAUGUCAAUAAAUCUCAUGUAAUUCAGAGUAGAUAAAUGUAGAGUGGUGCAUAUAAUUUCAUAUAUAAAAUGAUGGGCUGACCCUUAACACUGAGAAAUGGAAUAUUGCCACAGAAGUGUCAGUUCCAUAGUGAUCAAAAAGCAGAUGAAACAUUAAGAAGUAUUAGGAAGGAAAUAGAAGACAAACCAGAACAUAAUUAUGAAACUGUAUAAAUCAAUGGUUAUCCCACAUCUUGAAUUCUGUGUGGUUUGUUCUUGUCAUUCAUCUCAAAAGAUACAAAAAAAAAUUGGAAAAGCCUCAAAGAGAGGCAGGGAGAACAAUCACAGGUAUGGAAUAGCUGCUGCACAAGGGUCGAUGGAAUAAGCUAGAGCUCAGCCUGGAGAGAGAACAGUUUAAAGAAAAUGAUAAAAAUCUGUAGAAUAAUGAUCAGCAUGGGCAGGGUGGGUAAGAAUAGACUUAUCGAUUUCCUUGGCUGCAAGAAUGAAGGAGCAGCAAUUGGAAUUAGUAAAAUUCAGGUUUAGAACAAAAAAGAAGGUACCUUUUUUGUGUAACAAAUAGCAGUGCUGUGGAGUUCCUUGCCAGUGGAUGUUGUAGGUACAAGUGGGGAGAGUAGAUGUGGAAAAUAAAUUACUUGAGGGUGGUUAUUGCUUCAAAAAUUGCCUUCAACUUAGGAAUUCUCUGAGCUUGAAAUCCUUGAAGUAUUGGGGUGGGCAUUGUCUCUGUUCUUGUUCUUCCCUACCGGUCGUUGAAGAUAAAACAGGAUGCAGAGUUAAUUGGUCCCUUGUUCUGAUCCAGCACUGUCCUAAGGUUAGGAAAUAGUGUAGAUAGUAAUAAACUUACAAUACAGUUUCUGAGAAGACUCUAGUUUAUAUGCUCAUUAUUUGUGUUAUGCAAUUUGUAAUCUAAAGGAGUUUAUAAACCUAUUUGUCAUAGGCUGCCUGUACAAACCUCUGUCCCUGAGACCAGUCUCUGUGUUAAAAGUCAGGUCUUCACCAUCAACAAGGAAAACCAAGGAUCGGUUGUUUUGUGGGGGGUCAGGUUGGCAGUUGUAUUUAUACUCUGGACUUACAUUUUGUGUUUUUCCUCCUAUUUUCUCUUGAUCUCCUGCACUCUGCCCUAAAACCUUCUGGCUGCACUGGGGUGUCCAGCUAUUUCACCUGCUCUUGGUCAUGUUUUUAACAGUUCUUCACUGCUAGUCAGUAUUUGUUGUCAAUUAGUCAAACUGAAUGUGCCUUCCGCUGCCUUUUUUGUAUGGCUAAUAAAGAUUGACAAAGCCAGUCAGUGUGCAUUGUGCUGAAGCUCUGGAAAGCUCUUAAGUGCAGUAGUUGCCUUCAUGAAAAGCAUGUGACUCGUGGGUCCCCAUUUUCAAUGGAAACAUUGAGGGGUCAGAAGGUAAUGCAUUAAUGCCACCUUCGCCAUGCCCACAUUGGAAGGUAAAGCAUCAGCAAACUAUAGUUCUUUUAUUUCUGACAGUAAGAUCCAUGUGGGGAUUUAAUCAUAAUUUGGUUUAGAUGCAUUAACUCCACUUGCAAGCAGCCUGCCAUACCUUUUCUGAGUCCCAGUGUAGAAAAGACCUUGAAUACUUUACAGGCAUCACUGUCUGGUAGGUUGCCUGCUCGGUAUGAAUACUUGGAAUAUUUUUUUAGUGUAAUGUGACCCAUUUACAUUAUGUGUCAGUCCUGUCUGAGGUAAGACAGGUAGAGGCUGAAGACUUUCAUUUUAAUGAGAACUUUAUCAAGAGGAGAGUAUUUGGGUAGCAGAUACCUGUAUGGGCUAGAGUCAUUAAAGCCAUUGCUAAGAGGCGCUGCCAGUUCAACACUGUGGUUUGAAUGAGACAAAGGUAGAGUUUGUCUCAUGAACUCUUGCUUGAAAUACUUUUAUUUUCAACAAAUUUCACUUUAUCUUACCUUACUUUUCAGCAAAAUGUCUGGAACUGAUGAUUUUUCGUUGGCAGAUGCUUUACCAGAUCAGUCGCCUGCUAAAACCUCCAAAGUGAGCAGCACAAAACCCGGUCAGCAGCCUGGCCAGCCACCGCAGGGUUGGCCAGCAGCUUCGAACCCGUGGAACAACCCAAGCGCUCCCCCCGCGGCGCCAGCCGGACUGCCACCCAAUACAUCCGCUUCCAGCGUGCCAUUCGGACCUCCGCCAACGGGAAUGUAUCCUUCAAUGCCCCCGGGACCGCCUGCUCCAUUUCCUCCUCCUCCUACUGGACCCUCUUGCCCUCCUCCUGGUGGUCCAUAUCCACCCCCAACUGUGCCAGGUCCUGUCCCACCAGGGCAAUAUCCUCCACCAAAUAUGCCCUUUCCAGAGCUUCCAAGACCUUAUGGUGGUCCAACAGAGCCAGCUGCACCUCCUGCUCCCGUUGGGCCAUGGGGAUCCAUGCCCUCUGGAGCAUGGGGACCAACAAUGGGAGGGCAGUAUCCUGCACCUAGCAUGCCAUAUCCACCCCCAGGGCCAUAUUCCGCUCCUACCCAGACUCCAGGGGCUGCGCCAACAGUACCAUGGGGUACGGUCCCACCUGGAACGUGGGGACCUUCACCGCCAGGUCCAUUUCCUCCACCCGCAGGAUCAUAUCCAGCUCCAGGACUCUAUCCUACGCCCCCUAAUCCUUUUCAAGUGCCAUCUGGUCCUGCUGGUGCUCCGUCAAUGCCUGGUGGUCCCCAUCCUUACCGUUGAAUACAGUCUGGGCAACAAAAUACUGUAGCUUUCCACCUUCAUCCACUACUUAGAGAUUUUUACAGUUUUUGUUUCAGUAAUGUGUGGGGCUAUGAAGAAUACUUGCCUCUUGUAUACGCAUUUGAGGUAUGAAGGAGCAGUUUGCAAAAAUUUACCUUGCUCAUAUGCUGGCCUAAUUGUUUGGUUUAAUAAAAUGAAUUACAAAGAGCGGAAAUAAAACUAACAUCUGUGGUUCUUAUGUUGGCAAGUAUUCCUUGGAAAAAUGGGAGUUGCCAAGUAAGGAUUAUAAAGAAUCAGGCCCAAGGACUUAAAAAAAGUUAAUUCUUAAAUUUCCAAGAAUGCUUUAAGUCUUGUUACCAGCCUUGUGCUGGUCACUGAAUGGAUGGAUAGUCAUAUUUUGUCUAUUUUCAGGUUGUUCUAAAAUGUCAAUAAAAGGUGUUUCAAGAUUUUUGUCAAGAAAUCUAAUUUUUGAACAUGCUACAGUAAUUCAAACUAAAGAGACAGAGCAUGUGAACUUGAAGGUUUUCUCAGCAUUUUGUAUAUACUCAAAACAAUUGCUCAGUCUGGGACUACGGAAGAGAAGACACGCAUUUGAAAUGCUUGGUCUGACUUGUCAGCACACUGUUCGUGUUCACAAACAGGCGUUUAUGUGCAAAUUAAAUAACCUGGAUGUGCAGUUAACUUUGAAUCAACAAAUGUGAGUUUUAUGCAUGCAAAUGAGGACAUCAUUUUGCCAGUUCUCAUUCUGUGGUGGUUCGAAGUUUGGCUUGGUCUAUGUAAACAGAAACUGAUUCCCACUUAGGUAAGGUACUUCCCUAUUUCUAACCUGGGUUCUAGUCAUUUAAAAUUUGGCUUUGCUGCUGGGUUGUGUAAACUUGGCAGGCUGUUUCAGAGUCCCUGGAAAUUGAACUUGAGCUUAAAAGAUGAAAAAAAA
This is a messenger RNA of Athene cunicularia (burrowing owl), 8527 nucleotides long. It is a transcript of the gene MAPK1IP1L, whose product is annotated as mitogen-activated protein kinase 1 interacting protein 1 like. The transcript is spliced from 3 exons. The record is from RefSeq and is a predicted model, not a curated record. NCBI's taxonomy places the organism in Eukaryota, Metazoa, Chordata, Aves, Strigiformes, Strigidae. The coding region runs from base 6772 to 7593 and encodes 273 amino acids.